Messenger RNA from Drosophila ficusphila, 819 nucleotides. RefSeq names its product RNA-binding protein 48. Gene Ontology annotation, molecular function: nucleic acid binding. Gene Ontology annotation, cellular component: nucleoplasm. Lineage: Eukaryota; Metazoa; Arthropoda; Insecta; Diptera; Drosophilidae. Bases 321 to 812 code for a protein of 163 amino acids. The record is from RefSeq and is a predicted model, not a curated record. The transcript has 3 exons.
UCACUCAAAAGUUUUGAGUUAAAACAAUAAAGCCCUUUUGUUUGUAUCGAAAAAGUAAAUCUAUGUGUACUAUAUAUGUAUCAGAAAGAUCAUUUUUAUUAUUGUUAAAUCGCUUUGAAUUCAGUCACUAUAUAUGUAACUAUCGUGAAAUACCUUAAUGCAACAGGUGCGGCCCUUCGUGUUAUUAACAGAGUAAUAACAGAUCAGCUGACUGUUGCUUUUGCAACUGUUAUCGAUAGGCAAAUGUAAUAAAUAACCGGCAAAAGAAAAUUGUAAAUAAAUUUUCGUAAAGGAAGAAAGAGUUUUUAUUAAGCUAAGCUAUGGAAGCCUCGUCUUCAGAACACCACAAACGUCUGGAAUAUUGCACAACAAGAUUACCGUACCGUCAGGGUAGGGAAUUAAAAGCCGUAAAGGUUUACACAGUUGCCAGUGAAUCCCGGCAUUUACUGAUCUUUGGUGUUCCCAAAAUAAAUCUCCAAACCAAUCUUAAAACUAAACUACAAGGGUUUGGCAAGCUGCUAUCCUGCAUUUGUAUAACUUCAGAGAUGGCCACAAAAAUGGAGCUAGAGGCCUUUACGGAUGUAUUUGCCGUAAAAUUUGAACGUUUAGAAGUGGCUAGAAGAGCCAAAAAGAUGCUUGAUGCCCGCCAAUUCUACGGCGGUAUACUACAUAUCUCCUAUGCUCCGGAGAGGGAAUCGCUCGAUGAACUACGGGAGAAACUCCUGCAACGCAAACAAGAAGUAAUCCUUCGCAUCCAGCGGAACCAAAAGGACGAACCUCAAGUGCAAAAAAGAAACCGUGAAGCAAGAUGAUUACAGG